UGAAAUUCUAAAAGUCAAUUUUAGAACAGCUUUGAACUGGUUUCCAUUGAAUACUUACAUUGUAAUUAUUGGUGUUCUACAUAUAUUUUGACUCAUGGCUCCUUUACUUUUAUGAGGUCAAAUAGAUAAAAUAACUUGGCAUGAGUACAAACACUUCCUUAUGUCGUUUUUGCAACUGUAAUCAAUUUUACAGAGCUAAAUACAUCUUAAAGCUUAACGCAGUGCAGACCUAAACAAUCGUUAAAUGUGCUGGCUGGAAUGUGAAAUCUAAAAGGGUAACUUCAGUGGAACAAGAAUUAAUAGAUUCUUGUCAAAGUAAAGUCAACCUCUAUGAGUCUCCAAAGUGCAGGAAAGGUAGAACUUGAAAUCCAAGAAACACAAGAUGAAAUAGGUAAGGACUGGUUUGGCAUGAAUGGAAAGAAUCAAAAGAGUUAAUACAAAAGAACAUGGUAAAGACAAUGUAAAAGAGUUGUACGAUAUGGCAAAUACGUUGGACAAUCUAUCCAACAGUAUUGGAAAAAGACAAAUCCCGAAAACUGGAUCAACCGAUGUGAAGGAAAAUACUACGAGAAAAGCAUCAUCCGGACAGAUGAUAGCGGCCAUGCAAAAUGAAAUUGAUCACUUAAAAGUAGAGACAGAAGAAGUGAAAUCACAAUUGAAUGUCCAGAAACGAAGGAAGAAGGAGCUUGAGUCCAAAAAGUUGAAUUUAUUAAACUUACUGGAAUCACUUAAAAUGCAAGCAACAUCUGUCGCAAACAUGGUUAAUCGAAAACAACGUACAAUAAAAGAAGAUCAAAAAAUGCACGAAGGAUUCGAACGUCAAAUCUCGAAAUUGCAAGAGGAGAAAGAAGCUUUGAAGGAGGAGAUUGGAAUCGUCCAGAGUCAAAUGAAGGCAGCUUCUGAGGAAACGGAAGCAUACGAAGUCUUGCAAAGGAAUUUAGAAAUGGACUACGACAAAGUUGCUGCAGAGAAUUUGAAAAAGGACCCGCAGAUUGACAAAGAGGUGCAAGAACUUAAUGAAACUUUUCUAGAUCUAGAAGGAACGCUUUAUAGGCAUCUGGAAGAGACAAAGCAAAUUGAGAAGCCGUUGAGAGACUCAAUGGCAAAUAGCAGUGGUGAAAAGGAAAAAAUAGCACAUUCAUUGGAAAAAGCAAACAAUGACGCUCAAAUGUAUUCAAGCUUUAUUGAAAACUAUCUCAGUCAAUUGACCUCUAGCUUGGAUAUGCAGUUAAACACCAUAGAAAGCACGCAAAACCAAUUGAGUGAAAUGCAGCAGAUCCUUGAGAUGGACGAUGAAGAAUUUGCAAAUAUGAACUCUAGUCUCUUGACUGAAACGACCGAAACGGACUCUAAUAUCCUAUCAAAUGAUGGUCUUACUUCCUCUAAUUUGGAUUCAUAGAAAAAACCCGUGCAUUUGUUACGACAGAGAAUAGUGAAAGGGGUAGGCAAACGAUCACUUUUACGACUUUAUACUUUCUUUCUAAACGCGUCUCUUCUUUUUUUUGUAUAUUGAUUACUUAUAAUGAAUACCCAUGAUAUAUAUUUAAUAAUACAAUAGUUCCUACUAGAACUCGUAGUAUUGAGUAUUGUG
Schizosaccharomyces octosporus yFS286 is the source of this 1591-nucleotide messenger RNA. RefSeq lists its product as uncharacterized. The transcript has 2 exons. The record is from RefSeq and is a predicted model, not a curated record. Lineage: Eukaryota; Fungi; Ascomycota; Schizosaccharomycetes; Schizosaccharomycetales; Schizosaccharomycetaceae. The coding region runs from base 413 to 1399 and encodes 328 amino acids.